This is a messenger RNA of Alosa sapidissima (American shad), 1944 nucleotides long. RefSeq names its product BRISC and BRCA1 A complex member 1 (gene babam1). Lineage: Eukaryota; Metazoa; Chordata; Actinopteri; Clupeiformes; Clupeidae. Gene Ontology annotation, cellular component: BRISC complex; nuclear body; BRCA1-A complex. The record is from RefSeq and is a predicted model, not a curated record. Gene Ontology annotation, biological process: double-strand break repair; mitotic G2 DNA damage checkpoint signaling; protein K63-linked deubiquitination. Bases 219 to 1382 code for a protein of 387 amino acids. The transcript is spliced from 9 exons.
GAAGAAUGUAUUUCCUGUAGUCAGAAAAUAUGGCGCCGCACAUCCAGUCAGUGGAAUGAAAUAGCCUAGACAUCUUUUCUCUUGGUUUAAUUUUGUGAAUAUUCGAAAUACGACCGAUUCAUCUAUUUUAUUCUGUGUAGAUGCUCCGCAUGUAUUGACAGCCUGCUGGUCAGAUCCGCAGUCACACGCCUCCAGACACCAUACAACUAGUGGGUGCCAUGGAAACCCCGGAGCCCGGGCCGGCAGACGGGGAAGAGCGCGUGGUGGAGCUGAGGCCACGCACACGCUCCAACCCAGAGGGUGCGGAGGAUCGGCGCAGCAGCAAUGGCAGCCUGGGCAGCGUCACUGCCAUCAGUGCGGUGAGCGCCGUGGGUGGUAGUGGCGUUGGCAGUGCCAGCCAGCCCUCCGUUGGCAGCCGUGUGGACGGAGAGGGCGAGGCGUCCACCUCCAGCAGCCCGCCUAGCGUUACCACGGCGACCCCCACAAUGGCCACAGCCAGCCCGGCCGCUGCUGCCGCUGCCAACACCACUACUGCCGUCGCUGCCGCCAUGGCAGCCCCCACACCUGGCGCCGCCAAAGAAAGACCCAAAUCCACGCAGCCUGCCCUUGUUGCCUCACAGAUGAACACCUCUGGGGACACUAGUAUGAGGGCACCACGGGUCAACUGCCCAGAGAAAGUGAUAAUCUGCUUGGAUCUUUCUGAGGAGAUGUCUUUGCCGAAGCUUGAGUCUUUCAAUGGGUCUAAAACCAAUGCUCUUAAUAUCUCACAGAAGAUGAUUGAGAUGUUUGUUAGAACAAAACACAAAAUUGACAAGCGCCAUGAGUUCGCUCUGGUAGUCGUCAAUGAUGAUGCCUUAUGGCUCUCAGGCUUCACCUCCGACCCCCGUGAGCUCUGCAGCUGUCUCUACGACCUGGAGACCAACGUGUGUGAAACCUUCAAUCUGGAGGACCUUCUAAAUGUAAUCUUACAGAAGAUCGAGCUGCCCCUUAUGGAAAAUGUGCAGACCAUCCCGCCUCCGUUUGUGGUGCGGACCAUCCUGAUCUACAGCCGGCACGCUGGCCAGCUACAGUUCAACCCCUCGGAUGCCGUUAGUAAAAUGCUGCAGUCACCCUAUUUCUUCUUUGAUGUCGUUUAUCUGCAUAAUGGUGCUGAUGAACAAGGGGAUGAGAGCAGUUGGAGGGACAUUUACUCGUCCUUCUGUGACUUAGACUCUAAAGGGAUGUGCUACAGCUUUGAAGUAUCCUUGUCGGGGCCCGCCCUGGAGCUGCACAACUGCAUGGCCAAGCUGCUCUCGCACCCCCUCCAGAGGCCUUCCCAGAGCCAGGCGUCCUACAGUCUACUGGAGGACGAUGAGCCGGCAGAGGUGGAGGCAACCGUCUGACAGCUGCUUUCACCACCUCCUCCUCCUCCUCGACGCACAGCAACACAGCUGAGCUUCCCACGCUUCUACCUUCGUCUUGCCAUAAAACCUCCAUCACGUCGGAGUGUGGUCUGAUAUACAUUGCAGAAUGUCUGUAUAAUUUGUUCAGUUUCUGCAAGGUUAUUUGUUUUUUUGUUGUUUUUUUGGAUGGUAAAGGCGUACAUUUACUUUUUUUUCUGAGAAGGCCUUGCUCUUGUUUCUUGUUGUACUGUACCUCUACCUGACACCAGUUUUGUUGCCUAUGGUGAUUUUAUUCAAAUAUUUUUUAUGUUGCUGUUUUUAAAUCACUUUUCAUCACUAUAGUUGUCAUUAUGCUUAUUACUGUUCAAAAUGAAUGUAGAUGUGGGAAGGACCGCUUUACUACUGUAUUUAAGGCCCAUAGCUUACAGAAUGAAUGGGGGAAAUGAGGGGAAUCAUGCUCUUUGGCACAAAGUGCUUACUGGAUUUUUAAGGGCACUGUGUAUACAAAAAUUGUGUAAAUGUCAUUUGUAAAGCUGUCCUAAUUGAAUAAAAGACAAAUACA